This is a messenger RNA of Paraglomus occultum, 3420 nucleotides long. Lineage: Eukaryota; Fungi; Glomeromycota; Glomeromycetes; Paraglomerales; Paraglomeraceae. The record is from the annotation of a GenBank genome assembly.
AUGUCAGGUUCAGAUUCAUAUCCAGAAUGUGUUGAAGAAUUUAGUAUUGAAAUUGCAGACUAUAAUCCAAUUGAUCCCGGUUAUCAUUUGCCUUUGCCAGAGACAAUGCCAAAGCGUAACAAUGGAGUCAUUAAUAUUCAAAAUAACGAUAAUUGGUGUUUUGGAUGGUGUGUUUUAAGCGCCUUGCAUCCAGUCAAAGUUCACCCCGAAAGAAAUCCUCAUCGGUUAUAUGGCCAGUAUGUAGCAGAACUCAAUAUGACAGAUAUUCCGAUUCCAGUACCUGUUUCCACACCAGUUUAUCAAAAAUUCGAAGAAAUUAAUCCAGAAAUCAGUCUAUGUGUAUAUGAAUGGCACAAUCAAAAUAAGUGUCUAGAAUUUCGUUAUAUAACAGAAAGAAGGGGUGAUGAAUAUAAGCAAGUAAAUCUUUUAGUAAUAACGGAGGAGGAUAGAAGCCAUUACUGUAUAAUCAAAGAUUUACAUCGGUUGGUAUAUAAUCAUAGCAAACAUAAAGGAAGAAAAUAUCUUUGCCGAUUUUGUCUUCAUGUAUUUUCAGAUGAAAAAGGAUUUAAUGAGCAUAAAGCAGAUACGAAAAAAUGUUUAGGGGUAAAUAACGCUCCACAAUUACCAAAAGUUCCUACGAUAGAAGAAUGUAUAAAAAAAUUUAAUAAUCAUAAAUGCAUGCAACCAAAUCCAUAUCGUAUAUUUUGGGAUCUUGAAUGUUUAACAGAACAGUUAACUCCAGAAGAGAAUGCGCAAUUAACACGUACUGAAAAACUCCAAAGGCAUAGACCUUGUGGCUUUUCUUAUGUAGUGGUGCGAAUGGAUAGUUUUGGUAAGUAUGAAAUAACGAGCCAUUAUUUGUAUAGAGGACCAAAUGCUUUAGAAAAAUUUGUCGACAAGCUUGAAGAAGAGCUUGCAGAAAUUCAAGCCGAUUUAUCAUCACCUGCAGAAAUAAUUAUGGAACCGGGAGACCAUACAGCAUUUAAUGAGGCAAUAGGAUGUCAUAUAUGUGAGAAGCCUUUUAUUGAGCCGGCACCAGAAAUUUUGCAACAAUUCGAAGAAGCAAAACAACAAUUGUUAGAAUGUAAAGAAUGGGAGGCCCAUAUGAAAAAAGAUCAUCCCAAAAAGAAAGACGUGCAGAAGAAAUAUCAACAAGCGUUAAAUAAACUUAACCAUAAAGUCAGAGAUCAUUGUCACAUUAGUGGUAAGUACAGAGGAGCUGCUCAUGAUGCAUGCAAUAAAAAGUUACAGGUUGGCGCAUUUAAAACUAAAAUACCACUCAUUUGUCAUAAUUUUCGAGGAUACGAUUCGCAUCUACUCAUAGAAGUCGUUGGUAGAUUUACAGCGGAUAAGUUAAAGUGUAUUCCAGAAAAUAUAGGUAAGUAUAAGGCCAUGGAUGUAGGGCAAUUCCGAUUUCUUGAUAGCUUCCAACAUAUGGCAAUGGGUCUUGAUAAACUUGUUGAAAGUUUUGGUGGAAAGCUCGAAAAACUUCCUUUAUCAGUCAAGCACUUUACUGAAAAGGGGUACUCGUUAGAUCAAAUCAAUUUAUUAAAACGAAAAGGCGUAUUUCCUUAUGAUUGGACAAACUCAUGGGACAAAUUCGAAAGAACAAGUCUUCCACGCCGAAAAGACUUCUAUUCUAUACUUAACCAGCAAAAUAUUAGCAAGACAGAUUAUGAGCAUGCGCAAAAAAUAUGGAAGCAAUUUGGAAUGACAAAUUUCGGUGAAUACCAUGAUCUUUAUCUUGAAUGCGAUGUACUUUUGCUUGCAGACGUUUUUAUGAAUUAUACUAUUAUGUGCUUACAAGAUGAUGGCUUGGAUCCUUCCCAUUACGUUUCAGCACCAGGUAUGUUUAACGAUUCACUGUACAAAAGUAGCAAAGUCGAGAUUAAAUUAAUGUCGGAUAUGGACGAAUAUUUAACGGUUGAAAACGGAAUUCGUGGAGGCAUGACAAUGGCAAGCCAUCGAUAUGCCAAGGCAAAUAACGAGAAAUGUCCUGAUUACGACUCUAGUAGACCGAAAUCCUGGAUUAUGUAUGAAGAUAUGAAUGCUUUAUACUCAGGAGCCAUGACACAAUACUUGCCUACGGAAAUUUUGGGUAAGGUAAGUCCAGAGGAAAUACCUGACAUUCAAAGCAUUGCUCCUGAUGCGGAAAUAGGAUAUGCGCCAGAGAUCGAUUUAGAAGUUCCAGCCCAUUUGCAUGACUUCUUUGAGGAUUAUCCGUUAGCUCCAGAGAAACAAAUAGUACCCGAAAACUGGCUUAGUUUGUAUAAUGAAAGGUUAGUACGCGAUAAAGAGGUUGGAGGAGGGAAAUACGUAUCAGGCGAAAAGUUACUUCAAACACUUUUACCGAAGAAAAAUUAUGUAGUUCAUUAUCGAGCACUCCAGCUGUACAUGAAAUAUGGAUUAAAAAUUACAAAAAUUCAUGGCGCAUUAAAGUUUAGACAGUCUCCAUGGAUGAGGGCAUAUAUUGAGGAAAAUAUUCGCAAACGCAAGAUAGCUAAAGCCAAUAAGGAUGAAUUUGGCGUAAUGUAUUACAAGCUAAAAAAUAAUUCCGUAUUUGGGAAACAAAUGGAGAACGUUCGCAAACACAUGAGAGUGGAAAUACUUAGAUCCGAUCAAGACAAAAAACUAACGCGCCUCGUUAGUUCACCUCUAUUUGUAGGUUUCAAAGCAUUCGAGGGUGGAAUUACAGCUGUCCACAUGUUAAAAAGUACAAUCACUCUGAAUAAGCCGAUAUUUGUGGGACAAGCGAUUCUUGAUAUUAGCAAGGCUAUGAUGUAUAAUUUCUGGUAUGGAUAUAUAAAACCUCGAUAUGAAGACAAGGCCCGCCUACUUUAUACCGACACAGAUUCACUAAUUAUGUGGAUCGAAACUGAAGACAUUUACAAAGACCGAGCGGAAAGACCAGAUAUUUUCGAUCUUGACUAUUCUGGGGAUUUAUUCUUAAUGAAGGAUGAAACAAAGGGAGAUCCCAUAGGUGAGGCAGUAUGUUUGAAACCGAAAAUGUACUCAGUUCUCCCUUCUGGUCACAAUCCUGUUACGCCAAAAACAGAGUCUGAUUUUGAGAAAGACGAGUUUAAAAGACAUGGCAUGCAGAAGGCUAAGGGUGUCAAAAAAUGCGUAGUCAAGAGAGAGCUUCGCCAUAACAAAUUUGUCGAAUGUCUUAGGAAUCGAAAAGUUACCAGGCAUGAUAUGUAUGGCCUCCGCAGUUAUAAUCACCAAAUCUACUUAGAACGGGUAAAUAAAAUCGGACUAAAUCCAUUUGACAAUAAGCGCUGGAUUUUAUUAGAUGGAAUUCGAUCUCUUCCAUACGGACAUUGGCGAAUAAAGGCUUACCAGCAUUAUAUAGAUUCCGGGAUGUCACCAGAGAUAGCGGAAGAAAGAGCUAUGACAAAUUUAUCAUAUCAAGAACAAUGA